Messenger RNA from Cryptomeria japonica (Japanese cedar), 1240 nucleotides. RefSeq names its product universal stress protein A-like protein. Gene Ontology annotation, molecular function: AMP binding. The transcript is spliced from 4 exons. Lineage: Eukaryota; Viridiplantae; Streptophyta; Pinopsida; Cupressales; Cupressaceae. The record is from RefSeq and is a predicted model, not a curated record. Bases 247 to 705 code for a protein of 152 amino acids.
UCUGCUGAUGGAUCACGGACUGUGAUCGGAAACAUUGAUGAAAAAAAUCACACACAAUCUUUUCCAAAAGAAACUGAUUUCUAUCUCAUAGAUUGUAGAAAAUAUCUGUUAAUAAACCAACAUAGUUUUAAGGGGCUUUAAACUUGAUUAUCUCUUUCUCAAGCCAUAUUCUUUGUAAACGUGUCGCGUAACAUAAAUGAUAAACAAUGAUUUGAUUUUCAAAGUUCGUGACAAAAAUAAGAGAGAAUGGAUAUUGCGGAAGAACAAGCAACGAAAAUAUUGAUUGCAGUGAGCAGAUCAUCAGUGAAGGGAUAUCCGCAUGCAUCUCUGAGCAGUAUCAAUGCUUUCCACUGGACUCUCGACAAACUUGUAAAGACCUCGUGCAGCCACCUCUUCAAACUCUAUAUUCUUCAUGUGCAAGUUCCAGACGAGGAUGGAUUUGAUGAUAUGGACAGCAUUUAUGCCUCACCAGAUGAUUUCAAGGACGUCAAUGACAGGGAUAGAAUAAGAGGAAUUCAUUUGUUGGAAUAUUUUGUCAAGCAUUGCAAUGAAAUCGGGGUUCCCUGUGAAGCACGGGUUAAGAAAGGAGAUGCAAAGGAAGUUAUCUGCCGAGAAGUGCAAAACUUACAUCCAGACAUCUUGGUUGUUGGAAGUCGUGGUCUUGGACCUGUACAGAGGAAAGCAAGUAUUGGAUAUACUGAAUAAUCUUUCUGAAUCUACAAUGUGUUGAUGUGGAGGACGACUUCAGAACUGAGUGAUUUUGAAGUUCUAAAGUGAAAAAUAGAAAUGCAGGAAACUUAUCUAACCCAAAAGAUUCACACAUGCUUAAGCAAAGCAGAAAGCAUAAUAUGCUCUUCCAUACAAACUACCUAGAUUACAACAAACAUGGGAUCAGAGGCUGAGAAACCUCAUAUGCCUUAGCUCUCAGCAAGAAAGCAGUUCUAAUAUUGUAUGCUAUGAAUUUGGGUGAACUCUUAAGAGUAUCCAUGAGCAUGUAGAUUACAUGCAUUUGUACAAUCACAUCCAGCAUUAGUCAUAAAAAUCGUUCAUCCUUUGUAAUUGAAAUGGAUGAUCUUUGGCAGUUUCAAGUUAUGAUUCAUGAGCAUGUAUUUUGGUUUUGCUCUGCAUGGAUGUGCACUACUUGAUGAAACAUGCAUGCCAUUGGAAGGCAUGUGUACAACUGAAAUAUAAUCUUCUUCUUAUAUUUAAUGUCUAUGAUUUCUUUGUUGUAAUUUGUUUC